Molecule: messenger RNA, 2171 nt
Organism: Hydractinia symbiolongicarpus
Lineage: Eukaryota; Metazoa; Cnidaria; Hydrozoa; Anthoathecata; Hydractiniidae
Product: phosphoserine phosphatase-like
Exons: 6
Coding region: 136-684 (182 amino acids)
Biological process (GO): dephosphorylation; L-serine biosynthetic process
Cellular component (GO): cytoplasm
Molecular function (GO): magnesium ion binding; L-phosphoserine phosphatase activity
Source: RefSeq, a predicted model, not a curated record
AUUUUAAAAGCCACAUUGAACUAUAUGAAUACUGAUGUUUCUGAAUUGCCAAUGGUAAAUUUUGCCAUUUAAAUGGAUUUUUGACUUGUUUUAAUAAUACCCUGUUAUUUUACUGAAAUUAUAGUCAUAAAAAUAAUGAAUGCUAAAGACAUCUGGCAGUCCUCAGAUGCAGUGUGUUUUGAUGUGGACAGCACAGUGUGUACUGGCGAGGGAAUUGACGAUUUGGCAGAGUUUUGUGGAGUGGGAAAAGAAGUUUCCGAUUUAACUGAGAAAGCAAUGAGCAAUGGAAUUUCAUUUCGUGAAACGCUUCGUAAAAGAUUAGAGUUAAUCAAGCCAUCCAAGCAAAAGGUUGAUGAAUUUGUACGAACGCAACCUUCGAAGCUGACGAGCGGUACUAAAGAGUUGAUCGACAAGCUGCGUAGUUUAAAUAAAGAUGUAUAUUUGGUAUCAGGUGGUUUUUAUUCCAUCAUAAAACCUAUUGCAGAUGAGCUUCAUAUACAAGAGGAUCAUAUUUUUACCAAUAGAUUAAUAUUUGCAGAAGAUGGUUCAUAUUGCGGAUUUGAUGAGUCUCAGCCCACCUCAUCUUCUGGUGGGAAGAAAAUAGUCGCACAAAAACUUAAAUCUAAUGGGAAAUAUAAAAAAAAUGUGUGGUUUGGUAUGGGCUGCGGUCUGUCUUGGUGGUAACGAAAAGUUGAAAGGGGCGCGAAUAGUAUCAAAAUCAAAGCCACCACAAAUAGCGCGCUAUAUUGACCAAAAACGUUUUUGUUUAUGUAUUUUUUUGCGUAUAGCAGCGUUUUUUUGUUGUUUUCUUAUUAUGGUGUAGCUUUACAUAGUAUACCCAAAAUAAUGAAACCAGUAGAUAUAUAUUCUAUUCGAAUUUCGAGAAGUCUCGCAUCAAAUAAGGGUGUUCAUUAUCUUGAAAUGAUUUUUGAUUUACUGUAUGUUAACAAUGUUAUAAUAUUCGAAAUUGGCUCGAGUUGUGUGCUCUCCAGCCAUAUCUCAGUUAUCGAAAAAUAGUCAACUUUUAAUAUGAUUCAAUUUAUCAUCAUCUCUUUCUUUAAGUCUGUGGUUUAAUAUUUCAUACCAAUUUUAUCAUUAUAUAUUUUAUAUUUUAAUAAAUACAUUUUAAUUAUUUUUUUUUCAAACCGCUUCAGUUCUUGUUGUUUUUAUAUGAGACAUUAGAAAUUCGAUUGGCAAUAUUUAUGUUAAAACUUGGACAUCCAUGUCUAUGUGUUCAAAUUAAAACAACAUUUUACGAUGUUUCGGGUGUCAUAUACCCAUUUUCAAGUGUCAUGCACCCAUUUUCAUGUAAAAUAAAAAUUAUACAACAUGUCUAUAUAAACAAGAACGUUACCAUAGAUACAAGAUUUAUAAACAUAAUACAAUAUUAAGUAUAAAGUAUGUGUACAAUACGAAUGUGUGAUCAAACCGGACGGUUUUCUUGUUUUGUUUAGUUCGGUAGCUAUAAUGUAUUACAUCCUAGCCAACUUUAUUUUUUUGUGUUAUCUUUACCAAGCUGAUUUUUAACUCCAUAUUUUAAGGAAAAACGACAAUGCCGUCGCAAGUUGGUGCAGUACUUUCAAGAUUUUUGUAAAAUUUUACGUCACGCACCAUCUUUGUUGUUAUUAACGUUUCUCCUUAAUAGUCACGUAUUCUUUUCUGUAUAGUUUUACAAGCACGAAACACUGAAGCUGUAUUUGGUCUCAACUCCCAAUCUUUGAAUGUUGGUAUUUAAUCUGUUUAAUUCCCAUGAUACUUAAGAUGGCAGUGUACUUUGAUGGGAUUAAUUUUUGCGGGGAUUAAAUUUCGCGAGCUCGAAAAUUUGCGAAAUGUACGGGAUUAAUUUUCGCGAAUGAGCUAUUUUUGAAUAUUUUGCGAGGACUUAAUUUCGCGAAGAGUACCUUUUCAAAAAAUUCGCGAGGACUUAGUUUUGCGAAUGAAUGAAAUUAAGAAGAAUUUUUUUAAUUGAUGUAACAUCUUUAUUCACCUCACCAUAUACAAAGAAACGAAAAACUAUCAAUCGCCGUCCUCGUCAAUAAUAAAGCCAUCAAAUGCAUUUCGUUCCAUUUCUUCCCAUUCCCAUUCAGAGUCUGAAUCGUCAUCGUCAUCAUUUGUUUUUUUUGAAUAUCGUAUACCUAAUUCUUCUUCACUCAAAGUGGUUAUUCCUCUCA